CUACUUGGAUGAGAGGCUGCUAGGGAAUUUCAGAGCUGGAAAAAAUAAUUUAAAAAAUCAUCCUGGAAGAAAAGAAAGGUUUUCACUCCGAGGUUGUUGCGAAGAAAACAUCACGCGUGUGUUGGUGGGGUCCCCAGCUUGACUGGAAGGCGAUGGUGUGCUAUAUUCAUGCAGUUCCUGUCUUGAAGCUGCAAAAAAGCUUGCUGUCUCUGGUGGUUUUUGCAGUUGUGGUCAAGAGGGAAUUCCCAGGUAGGGAUGCAGGAAAGGAUCUUGGGGUGGAUCCAGGCUGGGAUUCUGCUUGGUGCUGAUGGUGGUUUUUCUAAUUUCUGUCCAAAGGGAGCAGGCUUUCCCAGAAUGGGUUCACAAAUGCAACUUAGCUUUCUGCUCUCUCCCCAGGUGCAGAUUCUUUAGCUUAACAGAAACCCCUGAAGACUACACCAUCAUGUUGGAUGAAGAAGGGUUCAAAGAGCUACAUACCUCUGAGUUCCUGCAAGUUGUUGAUUCCACAUGGCUAGUGCUCAAUGUCUCGUCCAACGGCAGUGCCUCCAUCAACAACCAGCCUAUAGGAGUCACCAAGAUUGCAAAGUCUGUUAUUGCACCGCUGGCGGAACAUAACGUCUCAGUCUUAAUGUUGUCCACCUAUCAGACUGAUUUUAUUUUGGUACGAGAGAAGGAUCUGCCUGUGGUCAUCCACACCCUGGCAAGUGAAUUCGAAAUCUAUAAGGAGGUGAAUGGAGAACCGGUCCCUGCAAACUGUGAAGACAUGAGCAACGGAUUCCACAAACCAAAGCAAGAGUUCAGUGCCACUGUGCAUCCAGUGCAGACCCCUCAGAACAGAUUCUGCAUUCUCAGCAUCGCCUCCGAAACCUUGCCUGCCAUUGCCACCAUACUCAUUGAUGUCUUGUUCUACUCACCCAGCCCACCAAAAGAAGGAGCUGCUAACAACCAGGACUCCAUCACUUUCUUUGCUUUCUCACUGAUCGAGGGCUACAUCUCCAUCGUCAUGGAUGCAGAGACCAAAAAGAAGUUCCCUAGUGACCUGCUGUUGACCAGUUCCUCAGGAGAGCUCUGGAGGAUGGUGAGAAUUGGCGGGCAGCCCCUUGGCUUUGAUGAAUGUGGGAUAGUGGCCCAGAUUGCUGAACCCCUGGCCGAUGCAGACAUAUCUGCCUAUUACAUCAGCACCUUCAACUUUGACCACGCCUUGGUCCCGGAAGAAGGCAUCGACAACGUCAUUGACGUGCUCCAGAAACGGCAGGAGGCUGGGAGAUAACCGCCUGGGCUCUGUUUGUCUCGGAUGUGGGUUUCCGAAGACCAGCUGACGGAUCUCGUCCCAGCCAUAUUCCCUGUUCCUGGAAUGAGAGAGAGAGCCCUGCUCCUGUGCAAGCCAGUUAUCUUUCUGGGAGAUGACUUGUGUCUGGGUGGAGCACACCCAAAUAUUUUCAGCUGUGGGUACCAUCCUUUCUCCCCGGACAGAGAAGCACGUGCCUUGUUGCCUUAACUCUCCAGACUGACAAACAAGGGAGUUGCAUGAACAGAUUUCAGAGACUAGCGGAGGAAUUCUGAUACAUGACGACUUCUCGGUCAGAGAAAGAGCUCUUUCUCUUUCUCUUUCUCUCUCUCUUUUAUUUUGCACAUAUUCUGAGAUUUCGAAAGGCAUCCUUGGGGGCAACUUGUCAAAUGGCAUUCCCUGCCCUGCAGUGAAAGGACAGCAUUCUUCAGAGACGAUGUUCUCCAGAUGAAUGAGGGACUUGGGUAGCCCCAACGCAUCUGGAGAAAAACAGCCCCGACUUUAGAGUUGGUUUUCCUUUUCAGUGCCCGACGCUAAGAGUAGAAAACACUGGAUUUCUUUUUAAAUCUGAUAUGGAGAUGGCUGGAAGAGUGACUGGAAGGAGGAGAGCGGAUUGGGCCUCUGUGUCCUUUGUGAAGUUUCUUUUAUUCAGUGACUGCUGAGAGAAGAAGUAAAGAAGGAGAGAAGAGAGCUUUUCGGUGCUCGUACAACUUCCCUUCCUUCUGUGAACAGUAUUACAUUCUGAAUUAAUGGAUUGGAAGCAUUAGUUGUCAAAUAUUUUUGGAGUUGGGGUAGGGAGAGAGGCGUGGGUCAAAACAGCUUCCUCUCCUCCUUUUGGAAGCCUUAAUG
Molecule: messenger RNA, 2137 nt
Organism: Python bivittatus (Burmese python)
Lineage: Eukaryota; Metazoa; Chordata; Lepidosauria; Squamata; Pythonidae
Source: RefSeq, a predicted model, not a curated record